AUGGUGACCGCGAAAGGAUACUGCCCUGGCCCGUUCCUCCAGGAAAGUCUUUUCCCGACAACGGGUGGAUUUACUGAUGGACGAUACUGCGAACCGAUUCCCGGCAUAGGCCCCAAUGGGACCGCCGUAACAUGUUGCUUACCUUGUCCACUCGCCGACUGGCGAUAUGCUGAUGAUACUGCGAAGCGAGUCGAGGUCGCUAGCUGGAUCAGUGUUGCCAUUCUGCCUCUUUGCAUCUUCCUCCUCGUCUCCUACGCCGUCCUCCCGGUCAAAUGGACCAACCGUCACUACCUGAGUAUCUGCUUUACCCUGGGUAUCUGCUGCAUGGAGAUCGCAUUCAUUAUCCCCCUUGGAGCCAAACCCGACCAAUGCUAUAAUGCCAUCACGCCUCAUGAUAUGUACACCGACCUCUCCUGUGCCUUCUCCGGCGCGUUUCUCCUCUUCGGCGGAUGGCUCGUCGUGAUGUGGAGUUUCAUUCGCACUCUUGCCUUCCACCUGCAAGUGUGUUGGGAGUUAGUGCUGGGACCCAAGUUCAUGUGGGGAGCUUUCCUAGCCGGUUUUGGUAUACCAGCUAUUGCUAUGACGGUGAUGUUGAUUCUCACGGGCGUGUCUUUCCGGUUCGGCCAGAUCUGCCAUAUCAACAUCAAACACGGCGACCAGGACUACUGGUAUCCAAUCAUCUCCGUUGCGGCCGCAGCCCUGGUACUCCAACUGGCCACUCUGGCCUACUGCAUACAUGUUUACCUACGCUCUCUAUUCGACAACUCCGCCUCCACCACCGAAAACUCCUCCGGCCUGCCCAGCUACACCAGCAGCGUGCGCACCGUCACCGCACGCCAGGCCUAUCGUCGCGUCCGCCGUGUCCUCCAACUCCAAUGGCGCGGCGUUGCCCUCGCCCUUAUUAUCAUCGGAAACGUCAUAUUUUUCGCCGUCGUCUUCAUCAAUCUCGACAAGGAAACCGAUCCCAACGCAGCCAACAUGGCCAAAGCAACCGACUGGCUAGCCUGCCUCGCCUUCGGCGGCAGCAAGGAACAAUGCAAACAAUACGCCUCUGCAAUGGGCCCCAACGAAGCCACCCUCCUAGCAGUAGUCUACCUACUCUCCCUCGUGGGAAUUUGGAACUUCGUCCUGUACGUUCGUCCGUCCAUGUUCGUCGGGUGGCUCGAAAUCUGCCGUGGAUUCUCCGCACCUCGCGAAUUCGUCUCCGCUGAUGCCCACCGCAACCUCGACAACAAGGGCUUCGAGAUGCUCACCACCGGUACAGGAAAAACUCCUGAACCAUAUAACUACAACAUGCGCUCGCCCAGCCCAAGUCGGAUGAUGCGCUCAGCCAGCCCGCGCCAGAUGAUGCGCUCACCUAGUCCGACAAAUACCUUCAACGGCCGCCGCAGCCCGAUGGCCGCUAGCAUGACCUCUGAACGCAAUGUGCAAUUUGGUCACCAGGAGGCACGGUAUACGCGUCCGUCGAUGAGCUUUAGCGGGCCACGGCCUCCUACGUCGCCGGGUGGGCAUGAUUGGGAUCCGUCUCAGACGUUCGCACGGGGUCAAGUAUGA
Molecule: messenger RNA, 1554 nt
Organism: Penicillium daleae
Lineage: Eukaryota; Fungi; Ascomycota; Eurotiomycetes; Eurotiales; Aspergillaceae
Gene: gprM
Product: protein gprM
Exons: 4
Coding region: 1-1554 (517 amino acids)
Biological process (GO): G protein-coupled receptor signaling pathway
Cellular component (GO): membrane
Molecular function (GO): G protein-coupled receptor activity
Source: RefSeq, a predicted model, not a curated record